Molecule: messenger RNA, 879 nt
Organism: Striga hermonthica
Lineage: Eukaryota; Viridiplantae; Streptophyta; Magnoliopsida; Lamiales; Orobanchaceae
Source: the annotation of a GenBank genome assembly
AUGUUCAAUUCCUCGGCGGUCCACAAACUCUCCUCUCUCAUGGCCACUAAACCCCACAACAUCCGCCGCAUUGCUGACCCUUCGCUGCUGGCCGCCGCCGCCGCCAACAAGAAGCCACGGACCAUGGCCACCGCCUCCUCCGGUGGUUCCGAGACAAAUCCCAUGAAGGACGCCUUUUCGAAAUAUGCCACUUACCUUAAUGAUCUGAAUGAAAAGAGAGAACGGGUUGUGAAAGCAAGCCGUGAUGUGACUAUGAAUAGCAAAAAGGUCAUAUUCCAGGUGCAUAGAAUGAGUAAGCACAACAAAGAAGAGGUUUUGGAGAAGGCCGAAAAAGAUUUAGCUGCCGUGAUGGAUCAACACGUGUCACGCAUAGUAAAAGAGCUGCAUGGAACAGACUUUUGGAAGCUUAGACGAGCUUAUUCCCCUGGGAUUCAGGAAUAUGUUGAAGCUGCUACACUCUGCAACUUUUGUAAAAAUGGUACACUUUUGAAUCUUGAUGAGAUCAAUAAUUCCUUGCUACCUCUAAGCGACCCGUCGGUGGAGCCUUUGCAGAUUAAUGUGCUUGACUAUCUAUUGGGGCUGGCGGACUUGACUGGAGAGCUGAUGAGGUUGGCCAUAGGUAGGAUAUCAGAUGGUGAACUCCAAUACGCUCAGAAAAUCUGCAGAUUUGUGCGGGAAAUCUAUCGAGAGCUCAGUCUUGUUGCUCCAAAGAUGGAUGACUCUUCAGACAUGAAAACAAAGAUGGAUGUCAUGCUUCAGAGUGUUAUGAAGAUUGAAAAUGCUUGCUUUAGUGUUCACGUCAGAGGAUCAGAGUAUAUCCCAUUUCUUGGAUCAGAAGAUGCCAACUUCUCUUUGUUGGGAGUGUCCCAUGAUGAAUGA